AUGUCUUCUCGCGUCAGGCAGAAGGCCAAAAAAGGGCUUUCGCGUAUAUCUGACCUUCUCAAGGGCAAGGGGAAGCGCGAAACCCCCCAGAAAAACUGUCCUCACGUACCCGCCGCUGCCGCUGCUGAAGGCAACCUCAACAAAUGCCCCACUAGCGAUGUGUUCCAACCUGUCUGGUCUUCGAAUCCCCCGGUCGCUCCAACCUCUCCCAUACGCACCGCCGACUUGCUCCGACCCUUGCCGCCGCUGUCCGGAAGCUCGUCCGGACCAUCGCACUCGACGACAGGCGGCGGCGCUAGCGCCGCCUGUCGUUACUGUCCUCUGGGCUGUUUCAAGUGUAUCGACUGUGUACUAUCGAGCCACGGCGAACGUCCUUUUGACCGCAUACUCAUGUGGGACGCGGCAAAGCAGUAUUGGCACCGCAUCACCCUUCCUCAAAUGGGCUAUGUAUUCAACCUUGGUCACGGCGGGCGCAAGUGCCCGAAUGCAUCUUCCGCUCCACGGGACAUGGUCAUCAUUCACGAGCACGGAUUGAUGGACCUCCCGGUGCUAUUCUGUCAAUGUGGUUCCGCGCACGCCCCGGCUGCGCAACUCAUCGCCUCUGGACUGUGGCCUGCUACCUGGGAGCGUCCUCGUACGGCGACCACACUCAAUGCCCUAGAAGCCUACCACAAUCUCAGCCAUGUCGCCCAGACGAGCAUGUACGACUUCAUCAAUCAUCUGAAAGACAUGACCGAUGAUACCACCCCCAGCGACGCCCAGGAUCGAUAUCGGGAGUUCAAGACGACGAUGCGACAGUAUACGUACAUCCAACAGUCACGCGAAUUGCCCCGAAGGAGUUUGAUCGUACUAUGCCCUGCGUGUCCACAGCCCGGAAUCAACAUGAGGGAGGGGUGGAAGCAAAGAGACGAAGUGCAUAGUUAUCUAGAUGCGCUCCACUAUUCCAUUGACGGCAACUUCCACCUCAAUAUGAAGAUGAAAGACACAGACCCUGACGACUUCGCGUACUCAAUGGGCGCGGGGUACUUUGUCCACGAACGAGAUUUUCAACACUUCCUCCGGACCGUCCCCCCUCCGGUCAAUGAAUCAUCGACGUGCAAUCAGUUCGGCGCGAUGGCCAACGGCAAGUACACCGGGAAGGUAACCGGCGUCAUCGGCAUAUCUUGUCGGCACAUGUUCAUGUUGCCCGGUGGCGUAGUUGAUCUUCAUUUUGCUGAAUGGUACCUUUAUGUCGACUUCUGUCUGGUGUCGGCUCUCUCGCACUACAGGGAACUAGGGCUGCUGUAUGGGACCUAUGACAUACAUUGCCAGUAUAUCAAGAACCUCCGCACACGUCUGUACGAGGAAUUCAACAAGGUCACGCACGAGCUGGAGUCGAUCGAUUCCGCGGAGCUUCCCAUCAUCAGGGCGGCGGUCGGCAAGUAUCAUCUCGCCAUGCAUACCGGUGACUGUCGACACAAGCACUCCCUCCAUUUCAUGCCAGGCGCAUGCAUGACGGAUGGGGAGACGUUAGAGCGGAUGUGGGCGAUCCUCAACGCGCUCGCGAGACGCACGAAGGAGAUGUCCGCCGGGCACCGACACGACGUGCUGAACGACACGUACGCGGACAUGAACACUCGACGAUUGCAGGGGUUAGUGUACGAACUGGUAGACAAGCACAACACGGCAGAACAGUUAUUUGAAGAAGCCCAGGACUAUCUAUCGGAGUUAGAGGAAAGCAUCGCUCCGGAGAAGGUAGCUCGAUGGCGUCAAGAGGAAGCGGAAUGGCAGUGUAAGGUCGUGGAUGUCAGGCAGCACAAAGGGCUCGACAACCCGUUCGAGCCGCCCGAGCAAACAGCUUUAACGACACAGGCGAUAGCCGAGCACCUAGAGCAGAAGCACGGAGCAGCAGGGGAACGCGAGGCGGUGGGUAUGCUUGGAGCAAUGGAGGAGGUUUUGCGCCUCAACUCGACGCGCGAAGAGCUCCGUCACGACAUCCAAUCUUCGUCUCGCACGGACAAGGAUAGGCGAAAACUCACCACGCAAGUCGAGGUGUUCCGCAAACAGGCAGAGGGUUGUCAAGAGAUGCAUGCUCGCUACUUGCAACCGUGCAUCACCGCCGCGAUCCAGAGCAUCUCCGCCACAGGUCAUCCAAGCACGUUCCCGAGGCGUGACCCCGGCGACGAUGUCGCAUGCGGCCUCACAGUUGGCCCGCCGGUGGUAUCCGGUAAGAAGCUUAAGAGGAAGCGGGCUGAGAACUCGGCCUCUCCCUUUGCCACCCUACUGGCUGACCUAGAUGAUCCCGCAACCCAGUUCCUUCUGCCCUCCGACUACCACAGCCUCAUACGAGGCGCCACCUCUAUGACGGAACUCGUCAACUUCGAGCGCGAGCUCAGGCGCGGCCAAGCCAAUGAAGCUCUAGACGACCUCCGGCUGCACUUGACGACUUAUCUAUCCCUCGAAGACCGCAAACGGCAGGUCUCCGGUGUCAUCCGGAAUACAGCUUGGGACCGACGACUAACGAAGAAGACAGCUGCCAUAAACUCUGCGAAACGGCAAUACAGGGAGGUCAGGCAGAUACUGCGUCUGUUAGGUAUGCCCGAGGACGACGAGCACCUCCAGCCUUUAGAAGAUAAGGACUGCAAGCCAUUCGUGAUCGUCGUAGAAGAGCAGCAGCACAACGACAGCAAGCGAAAACCUACCUGGAUAUGGGGUAACUUUGGGUAUAUCAACCAGAUAGAACCGGGGGAAAUCAAGAACUUUCUCGAAGAUUGUGCCCGGGUACACUGGUUCCGACAGAGCGCGCGUAAACAACGAUGGGAAGAAGAGUGCUAUGUGCGCAGAGAGGAGAUGUUCCGUACCAGGAAGACGUACCAGCACUAUCGUCAGGUAUGGAGAAAACGAGCUGUGGGGCAUGCGAUCCGUGGCAAGGGCGCCGCCGCCUAUGCGCGCAGGCAGGCAGCUCAGUGGGAACGCAGACUCGACGCCGCGCAUCGACACUUCCCCGCAAUCAUCGACGUGGUUAGUCCGUUAUCCCACGACGCGCUACUAUCAUGCUAA
Messenger RNA from Trametes versicolor FP-101664 SS1, 3039 nucleotides. RefSeq lists its product as uncharacterized. The coding region runs from base 1 to 3039 and encodes 1012 amino acids. The transcript has 12 exons. NCBI's taxonomy places the organism in Eukaryota, Fungi, Basidiomycota, Agaricomycetes, Polyporales, Polyporaceae. The record is from RefSeq and is a predicted model, not a curated record.